AUGGGUGUGUUCCGUUUGCCUCAUGAUCUCUGUGCUUUUAAUGAACAUAUGCUCAACUCCUUUUCUUGGGGUUGUUCGGGUUCUCAAGCCUCUGGGAUUCGGUGGAUGGCUUGGUCUCGUCUAUGUGUGUGCAAAGCUGAUAGUGGCAUUGGUUUUCAAAGAUUAAGUGAUUUCAAUACUGUUCUGUUAAGGAAGCAAGCUUGGCGCCUACUCACUCAGCCCUCUUAUCUGGUUGCUAGGGUGUUUGCUGCUCGUUAUUAUCCAAGAAAUGUUUUUUUAGAUGUGCAGUUGGGGUCCAACCCGAGUUUUGUUUGCUGUAGUCUAUGGUCAAAUCAGCAGCUUUUGCAUAAUGGUUGUCGGUGGAGAAUUGGGUCUAGAUCUAAAGUUCGUGUUUGGGAUGAUCCUUGGUUACCGAAAAAUGAAUGUCUUUAUGUUCAGUCUGAUCGAAUUGCUGUGUUGGGUGAUUUUAGAGUCUGUCAUUUAAUGUAUGCUAAUGGCCCUUCUAGGAAUGAGUCUCUUGUGCAUGGUCUAUUUGGUCCUAAGUGUGAAGAGGCCACUUCCUAG
Hevea brasiliensis (rubber tree) is the source of this 564-nucleotide messenger RNA. RefSeq lists its product as uncharacterized. Bases 1 to 564 code for a protein of 187 amino acids. The record is from RefSeq and is a predicted model, not a curated record. Lineage: Eukaryota; Viridiplantae; Streptophyta; Magnoliopsida; Malpighiales; Euphorbiaceae. The transcript has a single exon.